This is a messenger RNA of Stegodyphus dumicola, 4857 nucleotides long. RefSeq lists its product as uncharacterized. Gene Ontology annotation, biological process: signal transduction. The record is from RefSeq and is a predicted model, not a curated record. Gene Ontology annotation, molecular function: 3',5'-cyclic-nucleotide phosphodiesterase activity. Lineage: Eukaryota; Metazoa; Arthropoda; Arachnida; Araneae; Eresidae.
CUACGAAUUUUUUCUCAGAUACAGAAAUUUUACUUUCAACAGUCUAGUUGAUUUGGGAACUGUAAAUUAGGUAUGCAUUGAGCACCAUGAGAAAAAUCAAAUCUUAUUAGUGGUUUAGAAUCCGUGUAUAUUAGAACUAGCGACGCAGAAAUGUGUGUCUAUCAUAGCAUUUGUAUUAAGAAGAAAAUUUCUUAAAGAAUGGCAUUCGUCUUCGCAUAUAUUAACGGAAUGGAUGAUCAGAGCAAGAAUUUUCGGCAGCAAAGAUGUGAAACUACUUCUGUCUGUGUUGAUGCAGGAAAUUUUAUUUUAUUGUAAAUAAAAUUUUCAUGAAGCUCUAAACGAAUGCAGUUCAUCGCAGGGUUUACGGAUUAAAAUCAUUGUACCUAAUAAGCGAAGUACUAGCAAUAACUCAAUUGUGCAUAGUUUUUAUACGAAUGGUAUAAGCUUGGGUAAUGACUUGCUUAAGGUGAUACAUCUCUCGGUUAAAAGUUGUAUAUUUUUUUAUUUACAUCUGCAGAUUUUUACAUAUGUAAAUUUGUGCAAAAUCAAGAAAGCAGAAGAAAUUGCAUAUGUCAGACUAAAAACAAGCAGCAUUUUAUUGAUUUCAAUGCAUAAUACGGCAUUCUGUCAGCCGAUGUGAUUUAUUUUCGUUGCAAUUCCCUUAACGAAUAGCUAAUGCAUGAAAGUAGAAAGCUUUUGCGCUCUGUUGGAAAUGUGGUUUAUACGAAAGCGGCAAACUUCGAUACUCAAGAUGAGUCUCACGAGAAAGAAACAUCAACUAGUUCCAGUCCUGGAUUGGUGCUACAGGCCUUGCCGCAGCGCAGGGAAUCUUUCCUUUAUCGGCCGGAUACUGACUUUGAUUUGUCGCCGAUUUCCCGCCAUUCUUCGAUUGCCAGCGAGCACUGUGAAGAUCUUAUUGUCACACCUUUUGCUCAGAUUUUGGCCAGUUUGAAAAAUGUUCGGAAUAAUUAUGUUUGUUUGACUGAUCUUCCUGAGAGGUCAAACAGAAGACCAUCUAAUUCUUCCUCUAACAUUUCACCGGUAUCUAAACCCCUUUCUGAUGAUGAAUUUUCAAAGCUGGCAUCCGAGACAUUGGCAGAACUUGACUGGUGUCUUGACCAGUUGGAGAAUAUACACACCCACCGCUCAGUUGGAGAUAUGGCCUCUAGUAAGUUCAAGAGAAUGCUUAAUAAGGAAUUGAGUGUUUUCUCUGAUUCCAAGUCCGGUAGUCAGAUUUCUGAGUACAUUUGCUCAACUUUUCUUGACAAGCAACAAGAACUUGAUUUGCCAGCUCUUUUGGAUGAAGAAGCGCAAAAUGCUUCGAAGCAGAAGACCAGUCAAACCAUGUCUCAAAUUUCUGGUGUUAAGAAGCCACUUUGCCAUACCAACAGUUUAACUAAAUUGCCCAAAUAUGGUGUUGAAACACCUCAUGAAAUAGAACUUGGAAAGAUGCUAGAAGAAGUGAAUAACUGGGGUUUGGACAUUUUUAAAAUUGAUUAUUGUUCUGAACAUCGACCUCUUACAGCUGUUGGAUACCAAAUAUUUAGAGAGCGAGACUUGUUGAAAACAUUCAAAAUUCCUUCCAAAACACUUUUAAAUUUUCUAAUGACUCUUGAAGAUCAUUAUCUUAAAGUGCCAUACCAUAAUCGUAUACAUGCUUGUGAUGUAACUCAGUCAGUUCAUGUUUUGUUGUCUUCCCCAGCUUUAAAUUCCGUUUUUACUGAUUUGGAAAUAUUAGCUGCACUCUUUGCAGCAGCAGUUCAUGAUGUUGAUCACCCAGGUGUUACAAACCAAUACUUAGUGAACUCCAGUUCUGAAUUAGCACUCAUGUAUAAUGAUGAAUCUGUCUUGGAAAACCAUUCUUUGGCUGUUGGAUUCAAGUUGCUGCAAGAUGAAAACUGUAAUAUUUUUCAAAGUUUAACUAAGAAACAGAGACAAACCUUGAGAAAAAUGGCCAUUGAUAUGGUGCUUGCAACAGAUAUGUCCAAGCACAUGUCACUUUUAGCUGAUCUAAAAACUAUGGUUGAGACAAAGAAAGUAGCUGGAUCUGGAGUUCUUUUGCUUGAUAAUUAUACUGAAAGAAUACAAGUAUUGCAAAAUAUGAUUCAUUGUGCUGACCUGAGUAAUCCAACAAAACCCUUAGAGAUAUAUCGUACCUGUGUAAACCUGAUCAUGGAGGAAUUUUUCCAGCAAGGUGACAAAGAAAGAGAAAUGGGAUUAGACAUUAGUCCAAUGUGUGACAGAGAGAAUGCAACUAUUGAAAAGUCUCAAGUUGGUUUCAUUGAUUAUAUUGUUCAUCCUCUGUGGGAGACAUGGGCUGAUUUAGUUCACCCUGAUGCUCAAGAAAUAUUAGAUACUCUUGAAGAAAAUCGUGAUUGGUACCAGAAUAUGAUUCCAGUUAGCCCAGACUCCAACAACCCUGAAGAAGAACAAGAUCAAAGUACACAGUCUUCAGAACUAGCAGCUGCAGCAGAAAAAAUCCAAUUCCACAUAACAUCUGAAGAUCAAGAUGAUCAAGAUCUUGAAGAAGCAGAAAGAAGCUGAGCAGAUACUUUGCAAAAAAAAAAAAAAAAAAAAAAAAAAAAAAAAAAAAAAAAGUUUUUUGUUUUUUUUUUUUUUUUUUUUUUUUUUUUUUUUUUUUAUGUGAGAACUGCUGUGCAAAAUUAUUUGUUCAAAUUAUUGUUCAAAAUGUUUAAUAAGAAGUUUUGUAUGGUAUGACUGGUUUUAUCUUCUUACCAUAUGGAAAUUCUGUUUGAUUUCAUAUCAUAAAAAUAGUUGCUGUCAAGUAAGUUUUACAUGUGAUACAUUAUUUGUUUAUCAUUGCAAUGUUUUUAAAAUGUUUUAAUAAAUUUGAUUGAAACAAUGUACUUAUUACUAAAUAUUUUUACUUUGCAAAAUAUUAUUUUAGAAUCAGAAGUACCAAGAUAUAAAUUUUUAUCUUUAUGAGAUACUUUUUAUAGUCUUUCUAUUAAAUUUUUCUCACUUCAGAAACUAUGAAUUACUGUACAUUUUAUUACAGUUUAUAAUUUUGUGCUCUAAAUUCGAAUAUUACUGAUUUUUAACUUUAUAUUUUUCUUAAUAUUAAGAAAUGUGCAUGGACUAUUUGAAAAAUGCAUUAUCUUCAUAUGACAAGCUGAAGUUUGAAAUCUUGAGUAAAAAAAAACUACUCAUGCUCAUCGUCCAAAAUUAUAUUUAUUGUCUCAUUAUGUUUUGGAAAGCUAUUCAUAUUGCUAACAUUUGUAUAGUAAAGUGACCUUAAUAAUAUGUAUACAUUUUCAUGUGUUGCAUUUUAAAUGUGUGUAAAAUAUUUCAUCUUUUCAGAAUCUAUUGGUGUUUGUAUUCCUGUGAAAUGUUUAUUUUUAUAUUUACAAGCCCACCGCAUUUUAGUUUCUUUGUAGACAGUUUUCUUUUCUUUGGCUAAUUCUGUUCUGUUAUCUUAGCUGUACGAAUCUAAGAUACAUUUUGUUUAAUGUUUUCUAUAGGUGAGCAUGAAAAAGUUGUUUCUUUUUCUUUUAUUUAGAUCUAAAUAAAUCUAGUCACUAUUGGUAUUUAACAGCAGAACUGUUCAUGAAUUGAAAGACUUUUAGUAUAAUAAAAAAUUAUGUUUUAUACAAAAGUCAUGGAUUUAGAGAUAAUUGCAUCUUGUUACAAGAUAGCUUUAACUGCUUUCAGUCAAAGAAACAUGCAGAUAACAUAACUACUUAAACAGCAAACCAUUCUUUGAUCAUAAAUAUCCUAUAAGUCAUAAUAUUAUAUGAUUUUUUAUUAUAUUGUUGAAAUUUUAUUUAUGAUAUAUUAUCCAGUUUUUCUAAAAUAAGAUUGAAUCUGCAGUGUAAAGAAACCAGGUAUGCCGUUGUUGAGUCUUACAUUGGAUUUCAUUAAAAUGACACGAUUAACUGAAUGUAAAUAAAUUGAAGAAAUAAGUAGUUCCUGGCCAAAGCAAGAAAUGCUUGAUGUUGAAUCGAAUUAAAAAUAAUGCUGAAUGUGUCUUGUAUGCUGUGUUAUUUUAGUGGAAAAAAUUUAAAAGUUAACUAUGUGAUAGAUUUCAUUCAGUAUUUUACUAUCUGGCAGUAUACACAAAAAAUUAUAAAGAAGUAGUAUUUUAAAAGAUUGGUACCGCCUUCCAUCGCCCCUUCCCCACAUUAUUUUUCCUUAAAAUAUGAAUCUCAGCAUGUAGGAAUUAUAAUAGAAAUCUUGAGUUUCAAUUUAAGCUGGUAUUGUCUGCACUUAAUAGGAGUUGCUAUAAUUGAGAAAGCUUUGACAUUUUAUUGUUGGGUGAAAUUGACAUUCCUGUCAUUUGUUAUAGCAAUAACAUACUCGUAUUGAUAGAACGUUUGUUGGGACUGAGAAAUAAGUCUAUUUUAUUUCCUGUUAAAAAUUUCUAUGUCUAUUUUUUAUUAAUUAAAUAGAAAAAAUGUUUAUAGAAUUUAUCUUUGUUAUUAAUGUUCAUGAUGUAAAUAACAAAUAGAGUUUUCUAUUUUAUUGUGUUCCUAGAUUCAUCAGAAAGUAUUAUUAUUUUUGUGCAUGUCUGUUCAUGUUAAAAAUGGCAACUUUUUAUGUCAUAUAUGAACACAUCUGUCUCAAAUAGUAACCUGUUUUUAGGAAACUAUGUGUCAAUUUUUUUAAUCUUAAUUGCAUAGUCUCUGAAGUAGUUCUAGUUCUCAUAUAAGAAAACAUAUUAUCUGUUUAUAAAAAGUAAUAUUUGUUUUUAAGACAUAUUAAAUAUCCCAAAUGUGAAGUUACACCACUGAAUGAAGUGCUGUAUAGUCUAAUCUCUAGUCAUGUGAACGAUAUUCCUAAAAGUGUUUAAAAAUUUAUGCUGCAAGAUUGUUCAAUAAAGGCUGUUCUGUGUUUUCA